This is a messenger RNA of Myripristis murdjan (pinecone soldierfish), 3911 nucleotides long. It is a transcript of the gene mtrex, whose product is annotated as Mtr4 exosome RNA helicase. Lineage: Eukaryota; Metazoa; Chordata; Actinopteri; Holocentriformes; Holocentridae. Bases 23 to 3133 code for a protein of 1036 amino acids. Gene Ontology annotation, biological process: RNA catabolic process; maturation of 5.8S rRNA. Gene Ontology annotation, cellular component: nucleus. Gene Ontology annotation, molecular function: RNA helicase activity; ATP binding; RNA binding. The record is from RefSeq and is a predicted model, not a curated record. The transcript is spliced from 27 exons.
UGUGUCGAAGACGCGAGGAAUCAUGGCCGACGCGUUUGGAGACGGUUUGUUCAGCGUGUUUGAUGAUGAACAAACUACACCCAGCAAAAAGACACUUGUCCCGCUGUCAACAGAGGCUGGGAAAGCCGCAGGGAAAAAUGACAACGACAGGGAUGCCGGCCCAGCUGCCAGGUUAAAGAGGGAGGCGGACAGCGAUGGUCCGGAGGAUGUGGUGUUCAUGAAGAAACCUCGACAUGAGGCGGCCUCAGCUUGUGACAUAAAUCUUUCAGAUUUCAUGCCACAAGUGAAGGUGGAGCAAGUCGAGACUGUGGAGGGAUGCUCACAUGAGGUGGCUCUGCCUGCCAGUGAGGAGUACAAACAACUGAAACCUCGAGUGGGGAAAGCAGCCAAGGAAUACCCCUUUAUUCUUGACCCGUUCCAGCGUGAGGCUAUCCUGUGCAUUGACAACAACCAGUCGGUGCUCGUGUCUGCACACACCUCUGCCGGCAAGACGGUUUGUGCCGAGUAUGCCAUCGCGCUGGCCCUCCGGGAGAAGCAGAGAGUGAUUUUCACCAGUCCCAUCAAGGCUCUGUCCAACCAGAAGUACAGAGAGAUGUAUGAGGAGUUUCAGGAUGUGGGACUGAUGACCGGUGAUGUCACCAUCAACCCCACGGCCUCCUGCCUUGUCAUGACCACAGAGAUCCUGCGGAGUAUGUUGUACAGAGGCUCUGAGAUCAUGAGGGAGGUGGCCUGGGUCAUCUUUGACGAGAUCCAUUACAUGAGAGAUGCAGAGCGUGGUGUGGUGUGGGAGGAGACCAUUAUUCUGCUUCCUGACAACGUACACUAUGUCUUCCUGUCAGCCACCAUCCCCAACGCCAAACAGUUUGCUGAGUGGAUCUGCCAUCUUCACAAGCAGCCGUGCCAUGUGGUUUACACAGACUACCGUCCAACUCCUCUGCAACACUACAUCUUCCCAGCAGGGGGCGAUGGACUCCACUUGGUGGUGGAUGAGAACGGAGACUUCAGAGAAGACAAUUUCAACACAGCCAUGCAGGUGCUUAGAGAUGCCGGGGAUCCUGGGAGCAGCAGAGGAGGGGGCAAGUGGGACCCAAGAGGACGGCGAGGAGGAACUAAAGGUCCAUCCAGUGUGUUCAAGAUAGUGAAGAUGAUCAUGGAGAGAAACUUCCAGCCUGUCAUUAUUUUCAGCUUCAGCAAGAAGGAGUGUGAGGCCUACGCUUUGCAAGUGUCCAAGCUGGACUUCAACACAGAUGAGGAGAAACGGCUGGUGGAGGAAGUGUUCAACAACGCCGUGGACUGUCUUUCCGAUGAAGACAAGAAGCUACCUCAGGUGGAGCAUGUGCUGCCGCUGUUGAAGAGGGGGAUAGGUAUCCACCAUGGAGGCCUACUGCCCAUCCUGAAAGAGACCAUAGAGAUCCUUUUCUCUGAAGGUCUACUCAAGGCCCUGUUUGCCACGGAGACAUUUGCUAUGGGCAUCAACAUGCCAGCCCGCACUGUGCUCUUCACCAGCGCUCGCAAGUUUGACGGGAAGAACCACCGAUUUAUCACAUCAGGUGAAUACAUCCAGAUGUCUGGGCGUGCUGGGAGGAGAGGAAUGGACAAGAGAGGAAUUGUUAUUUUCAUGGUGGAUGAGAAGAUGAGCCCGGCUGUUGGCAAACAGCUACUCAAGGGCUCAGCAGACCCUUUGAACAGCGCCUUCCACCUGACCUACAACAUGGUGCUCAACCUGCUGCGUGUGGAGGAGAUCAACCCAGAGUACAUGCUGGAGAAGUCUUUCUACCAGUUCCAGCACUACAGGGCUUUACCUGGUGUAGUGGAGAAGAUCAAGAAGCUGGAGGAGCAGUAUCAUGCCAUUGAGAUUCCUAAUGAGGAGAGUGUGGUCAGCUACUACAAAAUCCGACAGCAGCUGGCCAGGCUGGGUAAAGAGAUCCAAGAGUUCAUCCACAAACCCAAAUACUGCUUGCCAUUCUUACAGCCUGGGCGACUCGUCAAGGUGAAAAAUGAAGAUGCUGACUUUGGAUGGGGCGUGGUGGUUAACUUUUCUAAGAAGGCUAAUGUGAAGGCUGGUCCAGACUCAGAGCCGCUGUAUGUGGUGGAGGCUUUGGUUCACUGCAGUAAGGAGAGUGUAAAGGAUGCUGCUACAGAGGCUGCCCAACCGGCUGCCCCGGGAGAGACUGGAGAGAUGCAGGUGGUACCAGUGAUGCUCCACCUGCUGUCUUCCAUCAGCUCAGUUCGCCUUUACAUUCCCAAAGACUUGAGGUCUUACGACAACAGACAGCUCAUGCUGAAGUCUGUACAGGAGGUGCAGAAGCGCUUCCCAGAUGGCGUUCCUCUGCUGGACCCCAUGGACGACAUGGGCAUCAAAGACCCUGGACUGAAGAAAGUCAUUCAGAAGAUGGAAGCCUUUGAGCACCGCAUGUACUCCCACCCGCUGCACAGCGACCCCAACCUGGAGAAUGUCUAUUCACUUUGUGAGAAGAAAGCCUUGAUUGCAGCAGAUGUCAGAACAGCCAAGCGGGAGCUGAAAAAGGCACGGACGGUCCUGCAGAUGGACAAGCUAAAAUGCAGGAAAAGAGUUCUGCGACGGCUGGGCUUCGCCACUCCCUCUGAUGUCAUCGAGAUGAAAGGACGGGUCGCCUGUGAAAUUAGCAGCGCUGAUGAGCUGCUUCUGACAGAGAUGGUGUUCAACGGCCUCUUCAACGAUCUGACAGCUGAACAAGCCACCGCCCUGCUGUCCUGCUUUGUCUUCCAGGAGAACGCCAGUGAGAUGCCAAAACUAACUGAACAACUAGCUGGACCGCUGAGACAAAUGCAGGAGUGUGCAAAGCGCAUAGCCAAGGUGUCUGCAGACGCCAAGCUGGAGGUGGAUGAGGAGACCUAUCUAAACCAGUUCAAGCCCCACCUGAUGGACGUUGUCUACACCUGGGCUAACGGAGCCUCGUUCGCUCAGAUCUGCAAAAUGACUGACGUCUUUGAAGGGAGUAUCAUCCGCUGUAUGCGUCGUCUGGAGGAGGUGCUGAGACAAAUGUGCUCUGCAGCCAAAGCUAUUGGCAACACGGAGCUGGAGAACAAGUUCGCUGAAGGAAUAACCAAAAUCAAGAGGGACAUUGUGUUUGCUGCCAGUCUCUACCUAUAAGUGUCUCCCAGAUGCCCAACACGGGAUGGGCAGUGGCUGUGGGAACAUAAGUACCUGUUUUUGACCUUUCUAAAGAGACUAUGUGUAAAAUAUUGAUCAUUCUGCCACCACUACCACAGUUCUUUGCUGUCGGACUAGUCUUUUUUUUUUUAUUUUUUAUGUAGUUUCCAAGUGUUAAAUGGGUUGGUUUUGUAUUUUGUAUGCCAUUUGAAACCCUCGUAGUUGAGGAAAAAAUGUCACUUGGAUGUUUGGAUUCUGUUUUAAGCAGUAUCUACUUACAGCUUGUCCCCCGAGCUUCUUAAUGUUUCUGAUCAUGUCUGGACCCUGUUGUCAUCCAGGAGAGCCUGGAUGUGUGUUGUUGAAUGGAGAACUGUGUAUGCAUUCGGCAUAUGCUCCAUGCUGCAUACCUUGCAGUCAGCUGCCACACCUCAAAGCACUGGGAAAAGUGUAUGACAUGCAAGCUAAACGUAUUAUACAGUUUAAAGGGGCUAAAUCUGCCUAAGAAUACAGAGGCUUUUUUUUAUUUAUCACUAAAUGCAUCUUCUGUGACGAAAACACUUUGAACAUUUCUUAAAUAAGAAAAGUACAUUGUAUGACAAAUUCAUGUGAACAGUACAGGCCAUGCUUUAAAUUGAAAUGACACGUUAACACGUUUUGAGUUCAUGUUAUUAAGCAAAAUGGCUUUAUUCUUCUUUUUUAUUUUAGUUGUCAUUCAGAGCAGAACAUCAAGACAUUUGUACAUAUUUGCAACAAUUUUCAAUAAAGGUCUGUAUAGUGA